Theobroma cacao (cacao) is the source of this 1450-nucleotide messenger RNA. Its product is annotated as peptidyl-prolyl cis-trans isomerase. Gene Ontology annotation, biological process: protein peptidyl-prolyl isomerization. The record is from RefSeq and is a predicted model, not a curated record. Gene Ontology annotation, molecular function: peptidyl-prolyl cis-trans isomerase activity. Lineage: Eukaryota; Viridiplantae; Streptophyta; Magnoliopsida; Malvales; Malvaceae.
UAAUCCUUCAUGAAUACUACUCCUCAAGAUUCUCCCCUGUUUUCACAGUGAACACCCUCCCCAAAUCCAAAAUCUCUAUCUCAUUUCACGAUCCAAAGCUUCCGAAUUCCUUCCUGGGUUUUUCUCUUCACCCCUUAAUCUCAAAUGGGUCGUAGGCCAAACGACCCAGAAAACUCCCGUUUCGCCUCUCUUGUCCUCCUAUUGGUGGCUCUGUUCUCCUGUGUUUUUGUCUAUGCGGUCGUUUCUACACUCUUGAACCCCAAUGUAAAUUCUCAAAAUUCCAGCUUUCAGUAUCUGGAAGCGAUGGCGAGUGGUGAUUUGGGGGAAAGGAAGGGUGAGUGUUGCAGAGGUAUUGAGAAUUUGGAGCUGUGGGGUCCAGCUGUGAAGUGGGGGUCUGAGUUUAAGUUUAAUUCCUCUGUAGAAUGUUGUCAGGCUUGUAAGACCAUGUGUAGCGGCAAUGAUGGGCCCUGCUUGUGUGAUACUUGGGUUUUCUGUGGGAACAAGGAGGCUUGUGGGUCGAGAUUUGGGGAGUGUUGGUUGAAGAAACAAAAGGACACUUUGGCCCCUGAUCGGCAAGAGGCAGGUGAAACUGUUAGUUGGACUUCUGGGCUGAUCUUCGGGAAAGGAGAGGGCAUUGUUGAGAUGGAAACUAAAUAUGGUACUCUUCAUAUAAAACUUUUUCCCGACUGUGCUCCAUAUUCUGUGGCCUACAUUCUUGAGUUGUUAACAUUGCGGCAUUGCGCGGGUUGCCAAAUAGAUCGUGCUGAAAGCCGGGGAAAAUAUUGGGAUUCAGAAGGAAAUCACAUAAAAGAUGCUCCUUUUGGUCCCCCAUUUGCCCUGAUUCAAGGAACUCUUGAAGCCCAAGGAACCCCAUUCAAAAAGAUUCCAACAGAGGCUCGCCCUACCAUAAGAAGGGGAUCGGUUGCCUGGAUUGGCUCUGGGCCAGAGUUCUUUAUAAGCCUAGCGAACCACGAGGAAUGGAAAAACUCAUACACUGUAUUCGGUUCUGUUCUUCCAGAAGACAUGGAGAUUGCAGAGAAAAUCACGCAACUCCCAACCAAAUCAGAUGUUUGGAGCAACAUCAACGUCUCUGUCUUACAAAAGCCUGUUCCCUUGGUUAUGCGAAGAAUGAAGAGGAGUCUCGGUGAUCUUAAUACAAAUGUGAAAUCAGACUGAACUGAUAUUAUAUAUUUUCUUGUAAUGUACACUAUAGUAUUCUUCAAUUUUGUUCAUACUUGCUUAUCUUUUUGUACUCAUUUUCCCUUCUGUUUCUUUCGAAGCAGAACACAAAAGUCCUUGGGUCAUUUUGUUGUUCUCAGGUCUUUUCUUGAUAAGUUCGAGAAAAGUGUUUGUAAUUUGCAAAAUAAAGUCACUCUAUGAUGAAGUUCAACAGGUUAAUUGUGUAUCAACAAAUAAUAAAAAAAAAUAAGAUUGGAUUGUCUUCUUUGAA